Molecule: messenger RNA, 486 nt
Organism: Plectropomus leopardus (leopard coralgrouper)
Lineage: Eukaryota; Metazoa; Chordata; Actinopteri; Perciformes; Serranidae
Gene: cenpw
Product: centromere protein W
Biological process (GO): chromosome segregation; kinetochore assembly; mitotic cell cycle
Cellular component (GO): kinetochore; nucleoplasm
Molecular function (GO): protein heterodimerization activity; DNA binding
Source: RefSeq, a predicted model, not a curated record
GAAGUGAGAGAAGCGGGAGAUUGAAAGACGGUAACAAACUUUUUGUUGCGCUGAAGUCACCCCUAAACAUUUGUCAAAAUGAUGAAGAAGGCGCCCAAGUUGAAAUACAUUAUCAAAACGAAAACGAAGACCAACAUAAACGUGAGGCCGACGUCAGAAGCGAUGAUUGAACUCCUGACUCUGCUGUUUCUGAGAAGUCUCGCUGAGGAGGCGAGGGCGAAAGCUUUUGAGGAGAAAUCUGCGACAGUCAGAGCUCAUCAUCUCAGAGCCGUCUCCAAGAAAAUUCUGAAAAAAGCGCGGGGAUGAGGACAGCCAUGUGCGUCAGCAUUAAUUUCAUGAACAUUUUUCAUGAACGAUUGCAGCAGUAUUUUUGCUGUUUUAUGAUGUAUAUGUUUUCUUCUGAAAUGUCCUUUUUUAUUCUAUCUCUUGUGUAUCUCUUCUGUCAUAAAUUUUAUGUUCUUAAUUAAAUUUCUGUGAAUCUUAAAA